Messenger RNA from Trichomonas vaginalis G3, 504 nucleotides. Its product is annotated as glycoprotein 38 family. Bases 1 to 504 code for a protein of 167 amino acids. The transcript has a single exon. Lineage: Eukaryota; Parabasalia; Trichomonadida; Trichomonadidae. The record is from RefSeq and is a predicted model, not a curated record.
AUGCCUGAUAAAGGAUAUUUUGAUUCCACAUUUGUAUCAUUUACAUCAUCACCACAAACAGUAAAGCUUGGUGGAAUAUCAAAAAUUGGUAUGGAAGUAAUAACAAAGGAAACUUAUCCAUAUUAUAAACAAUAUAAUACAAUGUUCGCAGCAUAUCUUACGGUCUCAACUAGAUAUGAUUUUUCAACAAUAAAUUCCUCAGAACCUGAAACUGAAGAAAUUUAUGGUCUUUUUGCCGGAGCUCUUUCAUAUGUUAAUUAUUCAGAAGCAGUUUUUGAUGAAAAAGAUAUUCAUCAAGUUUACCAAUACGGAACAAAAUACAUCCCACCAGAUAAUAGUUAUUAUUGUAAAGCAGGACUUGGCGGAGGAGCAAUUGCUGGCAUUGUUAUUGCAGUAAUUGUUGUUAUUGCAGUAGUUGUUGCAGUAAUUGUAUUCUUCCUAUUUUUCAAAGGCAAGAAAUCAGAGAAAUCAUCUUCAUCUUCAUCUUCAGAAAAGAAAGUAUAA